CGUCUCUCUAGGUCCAGUGUUAUACACACUUCUCUCGCUCUCCGAGCUUUUUGCCUAUUGUUCUCAAUCGGAAAUGGCGAGUGACGGCGACAAUGUACCCAAGUCGAAACCUUUAGCGGAUGAAACCCUCGAUUCUAUUGCGCCUCCGCACGUGAAUGAUUUCUCCCCCGGCGAAGCUGAUCCUUUUCCUGUUUCCGGCGUCGUGGGACACGAAUCUGCUGACGAUCCAGAUCAGAGUGAGAAUAAGAAGAAGCGACAGUUACCGAGUGGUGAAGAAGAUGUUGGAGAUGGAGAAAUCGCGAGGCUCGAUGUUGAUCCGUUGGGUGAAAACUUGAAUUGUUCUUUGUGCUUUCAGUUGCUUGAAAGACCCGUCUCGACACCAUGUGAACACAGCUUUUGCUUACGCUGUUUUGAGAUGUGGAUUAAUCGAGGAAAUAACUGUUGCGCAAAAUGCCGUAGCCCAAUUCCUGAAAAAAUGGCAAGCAAUCCUCGUGUUAACACGUCUCUGGUGUCUAUUAUCCGUACUGCAAAAUCUUCUCCGCUGAUAAACAACCAAGAUGAUCCAGAGAAUGCCGUUAGAACCAAGCGGGCAAAGAAAACUGUGAGUGGAAGGAUAUAUGUUACUAUACCAUCAGAUCACUUUGGUCCUAUACCUGCUGAGAAUGAUCCUACCAGGAGCCUAGGGGUGUUAGUUGGUGAAUCUUGGAGUGACCGAGCAGAGUGUCGCCAGUGGGGAGCUCAUUUUGCACAUAUUGCUGACACUGCGGGUAAAUCAGAUUAUGGUGCUCAAUCUGUAGCACUCGCGGGAGGUUUUAAGGAUGAUGUGGAUUAUGGUGAAUGGUUUCUAUUCACAGGAAGAGGCAACAGAAGAAGUAGCGAGGAACAGAAAUUUGAAGGAGUGAAUGAAGCUUUAAGAGUUAGUUGCAAAUUUGGGUACCCUGUUCGAGUUGUCAGGUCUUACAGGCAGAAGCAUUCUGCAUAUUCCCCUGAAGAAGGAGUGAGAUAUGAUGGUGUUUAUAGGAUUGAAAAGUGCUGGCGCAUAGCUAGAAUGCAUGAUUCUUUUAAGGUCUGCCGUUAUCUGUUUGUCAGAUGUGACAAUGAGCCAGCUCCUUGGAGCAGUGAUGAGCAUGGAGAUCGUCCAAGCCCUUUGCCUAAUAUUCAAGAGCUUAAUAUGGCCAUAGACCUGUUUGAGAGAGAGGAGAGUCCAGCAUGGGAUUUUGAUGAAGGUGAGGGUCGUUGGAAAUGGAUUAAGCCUCCACCUGUAAGUCAAAUGGCAGUUCAUGAUUCGGAUGAUGAUUCGGAUGAAGAUAUGGAUGAAGAGGAGAUAAAUCAUAUGAGGAUCUAUUUGGGAUGUCUCCUCCUUUAUGUAGCCAUCAUUCUCAGUGGUUCAUCUAUCUUAGACCGGGAUUAGAAGAAUCACCGGAAAUUAACUUGGUUCUUUUUGGUUCAAUCCCUUAGUUAUCUCUUUUUGGUACCAAAACACUCCUCUCUUAUAACUCUAGUCUUGGAAACUUGAGUUUCUUUGGUUUUCGAAGUCAGACUUGGUCUUUUUGUAUAUUGCAAUCUGUCCCGGUUACUUAAAAAGUUUCAUUGAUGGUUUUGAACUUACCAAGCCAUUCUUGUUAAUGAAUGAUCAGAAUUGGUAACAUUUGGUUGUUU
This is a messenger RNA of Capsella rubella, 1659 nucleotides long. RefSeq names its product E3 ubiquitin-protein ligase ORTHRUS-LIKE 1. NCBI's taxonomy places the organism in Eukaryota, Viridiplantae, Streptophyta, Magnoliopsida, Brassicales, Brassicaceae. Gene Ontology annotation, molecular function: ubiquitin protein ligase activity; metal ion binding. Gene Ontology annotation, biological process: protein ubiquitination; negative regulation of gene expression via chromosomal CpG island methylation. The record is from RefSeq and is a predicted model, not a curated record. The transcript has 7 exons. Bases 74 to 1411 code for a protein of 445 amino acids.